AUGCCGAAACCGUCAAGAGAACAAUCGGAUGAUGAAACCGAGGAGUCGGUGAAGUUUAAGAGGUUGCACAAGCUGGUAAACUCCACUCGCAGAGUGAGAAAGAAACUAAUUAGGGUGGAAGAGAUGAAAAAGCCCAGCACUGAAGGUGGAGAGGAACAUGCCUUUGAGAAUUCCCCAGUCCUGGAUGAAAGAUCCGCCCUGUACUCAGGAGUCCACAAGAAGCCAUUUUUCUUUGAUGGCUCUCCUGAAAAACCUCCCGAAGAUAAUCCUGACUCCCUCACCACCUCUCCCUCAUCCAGCAGCCUGGAUACCUGGGGAGCUGGCCGGAAGCUGGUCAAAACCUUCAGCAAAGGAGAUAGUCGAGGCCUGAUUAAGCCCCCUAAGAAGAUGGGAACAUUCUUCUCCUAUCCAGAAGAAGAAAAGGCCCAGAAAGUUUCCCGCUCCCUCACGGAGGGGGAGAUGAAGAAGGGUCUGGGGUCCUUGAGCCACGGGGUAAGUACGGAUGGUGUUUGCGUCUAUGACAACCACAGACGCAGGCACCACCUGCUCGUGUCCCUAGAGGAGGUUCAAAGUGUCCGGAAGCAAAUCCGCUUGAAGAAAAUGGAUACUAAUUAUUCAUGUUCCAGAGCUUUUCUCUGCCAGCGUCCCUCCAGAAAAGGAGUUAACAGCACAACCUGUGACCUGCAGCUGCUCCGGCAGAAAUCCAAAGGGGGGAGCAGCUGCGGCUUCCCCAGCAGGAGGGUGCGUGGGCGCACCUCAGUCAGCGAGUUCAAUAUCACCUACGUGGUGGAGCGGAGUCUUUACAGCCACCUGAACGUGACCCAGCUAGUGCGUCCCGCCUCAGACAGGACCCUGAGCAAGGCUGAAAAGCAGGAUCUGAGGCGGUGCUUGCUGGAGGAGGAGGAGGAGGCAAAGAGGAAGUGGGCUGCCACAGUCGACCGCUGUACUAAAAGGGUUCUCUUGAGAAUCCACCAGAAGUCUAGAACCUGCAGUUUUGGAGGAUUUGACCUGACAAACCGCUCACUGCACAUUGGCAGUAAUAAUUCUGACCCAAUGAGUAAAGAAGGAGAUUUUGUGUACAAAGAAGUAAUCAAAUCACCCACUGCCUCCCGCAUCUCUCUUGGAAAAAAGGUGAAAUCAGUGAAAGAGACAAUGAGGAAGAGAAUGUCUAAAAAGUACAGCAGCUCUGUCGCUGAGCAGGACUCUGGCCUUGGUGGGAUGCCUGGCUCCCCGCCGUCCUCGCAACCCGACUCUGAGCACCUGGACAAACCCAAGCUCAAAGCUGGAGGCUCCGUAGAGAGUCUGCGGAGCUCACUAAGUGGGCAGAGCUCGAUGAGUGGCCAAACUGUAAGUACUACCGAUUCUUCCACCAGCAACAGGGAAAGUGUGAAGUCAGAAGAUGGUGAUGAUGAGGAGCCCCCCUACCGGGGCCCCUUCUGUGGGCGCGCCAGGGUGCACACUGACUUCACGCCCAGCCCCUAUGACACAGACUCGCUGAAGCUCAAGAAAGGAGAUAUCAUUGAUAUAAUCAGCAAACCACCGAUGGGUACUUGGAUGGGCCUGUUGAACAACAAAGUCGGCACAUUCAAGUUCAUCUACGUGGACGUGUUAAAUGAAGAAGAGGAGAAGCCCAAGCGCCCCACCAGGAGGAGGAGAAAAGGAAGACCACCCCAGCCCAAGUCUGUGGAAGAUCUGCUUGAUCGGAUUAAUCUGAAAGAACACAUGCCCACAUUCCUCUUUAAUGGGUAUGAAGAUUUGGACACCUUUAAGCUUCUGGAGGAGGAAGACUUGGAUGAGUUAAAUAUCAGGGACCCAGAGCACAGAGCUGUUCUCUUGACAGCGGUGGAGCUGUUACAGGAAUAUGACAGUAACAGCGACCAGUCAGGAUCCCAGGAGAAGCUGCUUGUUGACAGCCAGGGCCUGAGUGGAUGCUCCCCACGAGACUCAGGAUGCUACGAGAGCAGCGAGAACCUGGAAAAUGGCAAGAUGCGGAAAACUAGUCUCCUAUCUGCCAAGCCAUCAACCGAGACUGGCUUUAAGUCGUUCAGCAGAAACCAGCUGGGCAGCUACCCAACACUGCCCUUAACGAAAUCAGUGGAUGCGCUGAAGCAGGGAGAGGAGAGCCGCCUGGGCAGUGGGCUUACCCCUUAUGCCUCCACCAGCUGUGACCAGCCAUGCGCGACUGGUUUGAAUAAAAACCGAAGAAGCCUCCCCGUUUCCAUCUGCCAGAGCUGCGAGACCCUGGAGGGCCCCCAGACUGUGGAAACUUGGCCCCGAUCCCAUUCCCUGGACGACCUUCAGGGAGAGCCUGAUGCUGAAAAAGAUGUGCCUAGGGGGGUGACAGGACCCUCCCCUGAGAUUCUACCAGAAGUGCCACAAAAGACAACCACCUCCAUCUCCAAGGUUCAAACCCCAGAACGAGAAUCUGCUGUAGACAAUGCAUUGCUACUGACCCAAAGCAAGAGAUUUUCUGAACCUCAGAAAAUUACGACUAAGAAACUGGAUGGUUCAGUAGCUGUCUCUUCACAGGGCACAUCACCUCCUCAGUGUUUGCCCAAAAACUAUGACAGUCAACCUCCGGGAGCUAAACACAGUUUCACAAGGACACCUCUUGAGGGUCACAGAAAAGGGCACGAUUUUGAAGGAACAAAUCAUCCCCCAGGCACCAAAGAAGGGGUAGAUGUUGAGCAGACGGUCCCUGAGGCAAGAACACAGCCAAAAAAUCCUUCGCAGCCUCCACCUGUUCCUGCCAAAAAGAGCAGAGAACGCCUGGCUAACGGUCUCCACCCUGUUCCCGGAGGCCCUGGGGGGACCCUCCCCAGCCCUGACACACCGUGUCUGCCAAUUAAAAGGAGCAGCCCUGCCAGCCCCACUGACUGCCACACAACACAGGCUUCUAGGGCCCCCUCAGGGCAGGAGCCUGGCAGCCCCCCAAGCACGAGACCACCCCCCUGGCUCUCAGACCUCCCGGAGAGCAUAAGUCUCCAGGAGCACGGCGUGAGGCUGGGCCUGGCGUUGACCAGGAAGGUGUCCUGUACCCGAGGGGUUGAUCUGGAAAUGCUGACUGAAAACAAGCUACAAGCAGAAGGCAUUGAUCUCACCGAGGAGCCGUACUCUGAUAAGCACGGCCGCUGUGGGAUUCCGGAAGCCCUGGUACAAAGAUACGCGGAGGACUUGGAUCAGCCUGAGAGGGACGUCGCCACCAACAUGGACCAGAUCCGCGUGAAGCUGCUUCGCAAGCAGCACCGCAUGGCGAUCCCAAGUGGUGGCCUCACGGAAAUCUGUAGAAAGCCCCUCUCUCCUGGAUGCGUGUCGUCCGUGUCUGACUGGCUGAUUUCCAUCGGUCUGCCCAUGUACGCCAGUGCCCUGACAGAAGCGGGGUUCAGCACACUGAGCCAAGUGCCUUCUCUGUCCCACACUUGCCUUCAGGAGGCUGGCAUCACAGAGGAGAGGCACAUAAGCAAGCUCGUAUCUGCAGCCAGACUUUUCAAACUGCCGCCAGGCCCCGAGGCCGUGUAGCCAGGCCAUGGUUGAACUUCCCUGGACAAGAGCCACCCUUUCACUGUGCUUAUGAUGCAACUCCUUCACCCCUGGAUGUGCAGACCAGACCCAAAAGAAAGGCCCAGUGUGCAGCCAAACACAGCACGAAACCUUGGCACAGGACUAAGGACCCUCUCUCCUCCAGAAAAACCCCCUCUCGAGGAAAUUGGCAUGGUUCUCCUCAACCCCCAAAGAAAAGACAAGUACUUAUUUUUAUUUGCAGAACACAAAAGAACCAACAUGCCAGCUAGCCGGAAACGCUUCGCCUCCAGGCUGUCUCUGUGAGCUGGGAGAGGGUGGGGUGGAGAAGGAGGGGCACCCCAUUCCUGCCCUUGCCCUUCUGUCUGUCACCCUGCAGGACGCCUGAGGGCCAGACGGCCUUUAGCUAGGCCAAAGUAACAGACUCGGGAAUUAGUGUACUCUAUGGACCAUGCUCAUUUGUUUAUAAGUAAACAAAUCUGGCUGCACCAGAAGGAAAAAAAAGCCCUGUUCUCCUUUAGAUAAACAAGAAACAUGUUAAUAAUUGCUUUCUAGCAAUCAGCUUUUAUUUGCCUUAACAUAAGCUUUGAGCAGUGAUUUUACUCGUGUUCAUGACCCUGUAACCAUAGUUCCAAACCUUCAGCUUAGACUGCCGUCUAGUGUAUCUGGGGUGUUUUCAGCAAAAUGGGCUUUUCUAAUGUUUCAUUUUGACAUGGCUUAUUUUGUAGGGGUGUUUAUCAGGCACAAAUUUCAUGUUGGCUUUCGGUUUUUAAACUAACUACAAAUCCAGUAAGAAGCUAUCUGAAAUACACAAGGAUGUCUUGUAUAUGUGCGUGUGUGUGUGCAGUAACUACCUUUCAUUUUAAUCAGUUUAUUUUUGUUACCAUGUUGGUCAUUGUGCUGCAGCUUUGACUUGGAAUCUGGACUAUAUCCAUUCCAAACUUCAGUCAUCAGCUAACAGGUCACCUUUGCGAAAAGUCAUUGUAAGAUUGAAUGUUCCAGAAAGAUGUUUUUAAAAAGGGAAGUAGUUUAUAAGAUAUUUUCUAAGUUUUUUAAGUGUUAUAAUUAAGAUGUUGUUAUCUUACUUCUUUUCUUCUUUAGGUAAUUCUUUUAAUUCAAACAAGGGUUCAUUAUGAAGCCAGACAAACCACGCUAGCUAUGUAUUAAGUAUUUGCAUAUUUUCAGUUGCUUUCUAGCUGGUUUUAGCAUAUUCUGUCAUCUUUUAAUCUAGUGUCUGAUUUUCCAGCAAACAGCAAAUUUAGACAACAAACUAUUAAGGUCUUCAUUGCCUACAAAGUGAUUUUCCUUUAUGUUUUUAUUAUGAGCACCACUUUAAGCCUCAGAUGUGAUCAUUUACACCAGAAACACUUUGAACACAAGGCCUUGAUCAAAAGUUAUGUAGUAUUUCAUCUGCUCAUUAAAACAAAUGAUUUCCCUCAGGAAAGAGAAAAAGUGAUUCCAUUUAUGAGAAAGGCAUCUCUAGCAUUUGCUUUAUAUACCUGGAUCCAUGUUUUCUGAGGAAAAGGAUGUUCUCAGGUGAUAUUUUUUUUUUUUUUUUCAUGCUUUGGUAUAUGCAUUUUUGUAAAAUAAAUGUAUGUUUCUUCAAUAACAUUCACCUACUGUAAGAUACCACAUGAAGAUGUGGUAGAAAUGUAGAAAGGCUACAGCUGCCAAACUUCAGCCAAACUCUUAAAACCAGCUCGUUUUAGUCCUCUCAAGUUUUGACGUUCUUGUGAACACAGCACAUUUGGAAUGUAGCAAGGCUGCAGGGUUCUCACGUAACUACAUCAUUUAGGCAUAUUUUAAGUAAUGUGGUGGAGACGGGCAAGAACAGGCUCUUCAUGCUUUUGCAGUCUGCCAGCUUCACAUUCUGAGACAUCCUGCUCAUUGCUAAAGCUGAGCAAAAAGACCACAAGAGUCAAGUUAGAGGUAACAAAGGAAAAGAAGAAAUCCAAUGUGCAUUUCCAAGUUUUAGUUCACGUUCUGUGCUGGAUUUUCAUUUAAGUCAAAGUAGCACCAGAAAAGGGAACUUUCUGGAUUUGAGUGUCUAACAAUGCCAAACCCUUCUUUGGAAAUGAUUUCCUUUGCAUAGAAAAUCAAAAUCAGGGACCAUGAAUAAUGUUCAAUGGGAGGUCUUUCUAGUCUGAGAUGUCUGCGGUUUUUAUUUUAUUGCAUUUUUUUUUUUUUUCAAAUCUUCUUUUAUAUCUUUAGUGUUUGUUUGGUCUUCUUUUGCUUUAAACUUUUCAGUGGAUGCAGAAGAGCCCGAAUAUUUGCGUGUGACAUUUGACUGCGGUGGUUUGGGACCACCGGUGGGUGUUAGUAGACAGGGGGUGGCUUCAGCAAUAUCCAGUUUCAAUCAGUUGCAUUUGGUACAGAAUUCUGCGAAACAGUAAAAAUUGUUCGGUGUUUUGAAAGCACAAAAGAAACCUGGAAAGGUAGUUCGGCUCAGGUAGCUACACAUCCAUUGUGUAUAAUUUUUGCUUCAGAAGCUGUCUGGAAGGAAAAGCAGCCAGCCAGCCAGCCCCCACUACUAUUUACAUUCCCAGAUAACCAAGAAGCAGGCAUGUUCUCAUGACCUUGCCUUACUCAGAGGCCCUUGCUUGUUCCUGAACCCAGGUGUGGGUGUAAUAGAAAUGACUCGUCUACUGGAAACCAGUUCCUGACGUAGCCGAGUUUGCUUUUGUAACUGCAGCAACAGAGGCCAGUUCACCAAGUCGCCACCGCAUGGGUGCACUGUAUUAUUUUCAGAAAAAAAGAAAAAUCGAGUAGUCUGAGUCCAAGUUAUCUUGAUUUCAAAUUGAUAGAGAAAACAAACUGUCAAGCAAGUUAUAUAACAACUAACAACAUUGCACUUUCUGUAUAUGAAAUCAAUAUUUAAAUAACUUAUUUUUCUCCGUGGCUGUUCUUAAACAUUGUAAGUAGCUGUAAUAUACCAGUACCAAUAUGUUCUUGCAAUUGCUUCAGCCCAAGAAAGCUGUGUAUUGUUUUAAAAAUUGUAAAAAUUAUUGUGAUGACUCAUUUAGCAAAAAGAGAGUUGGACAGAAGGGUUUUCCUAUGUAUCAAAGCUUGUCUAUAAUUAUGUCAUCUACGUAC
Messenger RNA from Trichechus manatus latirostris (Florida manatee), 6612 nucleotides. RefSeq names its product SAM and SH3 domain containing 1 (gene SASH1). Gene Ontology annotation, molecular function: mitogen-activated protein kinase kinase kinase binding. The record is from RefSeq and is a predicted model, not a curated record. NCBI's taxonomy places the organism in Eukaryota, Metazoa, Chordata, Mammalia, Sirenia, Trichechidae. Gene Ontology annotation, biological process: positive regulation of JUN kinase activity; positive regulation of non-canonical NF-kappaB signal transduction. Bases 1 to 3519 code for a protein of 1172 amino acids. The transcript is spliced from 13 exons.